UGCCAUUGCCUUUUCAAAAAAAUCAUUACAAAUUCUCACACGCAGAGCAACUCCUCUUUUGCAAAAAUAGCCUCUCUUCUUUAAAACCACUCAAUUUCAUUCUUCACUACUUCACUUUUGUAUCAAAUCAAUUACAUUUUUUCCCACAAACCAUGCGCAUUUCUUGACUCAUCUACAUUGUUCCCACUUUUUUCAGCACCAAAUCAAUGAACCCACUUCCAAAUUUCCCUCUUUUAUCCACUCAUUCCCUCAACAUUUCCAUUACAAAAAUAGCCACUUCAACUUUCGUGAUUUUUACCCUUCUUUUACAGAUCUGUUAAAAACCCCAUUUCACUUUUCAAAAAUGGUGGCUGAACCUUGGUGUUUAAGAAUGGGAAAUCAGGUAAGUACUAAUGUAAAAAAACAUUCUUUACUUAUAGAAAAUUCAAAGAAAUUAGUAUCUGUUAAGAAACAAAGCCAAAGCCAAAGCCAAAGCCAAGUAGAGAAGCAAAUUAUAGGGAUAUUAUCAUUUGAAGUAGCUAAUAUGAUGUCUAAAAUUAUUCAUCUUCAUAAAUCUUUAACUGAUUCUGAGAUUUUAAAGCUUAAAAAUGAGAUCUUUAAGUCUUUAGGAGUAAGGGCUUUAGUUUCUGAAGAUGAAGAUGUUUUAUUAGAAUUAGUACUUGUUGAAAAACUUGAUGACUUAAAUAGGGUUGCUAGUGUAGUGUCUAGACUUGGUAAAAAAUGUACAAUUAGUGCUUUACAAGGUUUUGAACAUGUAUAUGGGGAUAUUAUUUGUGGGGUAAUUGAUGUGAAAGAUUUGGGAUUUUUAGUUAAGGAUAUGGAGGGAAUGGUAAAGAAAAUGGAGAGGUAUGUGAAUUCAACAGCUAGUUUGUAUUGUGAAAUGGCUGUAUUGAAUGAAUUGGAAAUGGCAACAAAGAAAUUUCAGCAGAAUCAACAUGAGGAGAGUCGAAAAGCGUAUGAACAGAAGUUGGCUUGGCAGAAACAAGAUGUGAAGCAUUUAGAAGAUGUUUCACUUUGGAACCAGACUUAUGAUAAAGUUGUUGAACUAUUGGCAAGGACUGUGUGUACUGUGUAUGCUCGGAUUAGUAGCGUGUUUGGGAAUGCCCUUGUAAAGAGGGACCUUCUAAAUCCAGCUGCAGGCUCGAAAAUUGGUUGCAGUGGCGGUUUGCAGCAGCUGAAGCGAGACUCCAGUGAGAGGUCUGAAGUCGUGAAUUCUGAUUUCAAGAAGUCUGUUUUGAGGAAUAGCAACGGUAGGUGUCACUCGGGGCAAAUUGAGAGAGGAGCGUUAGGAAAGAGGAGCACGGGCCACAAUGCUUUAACAAAGGUUGGAAGAAACGAAGGGAGCUUAUUUGGGUCCGAGAAUUUUAAUUUCGCUUGUGGAAUGGGACCUGGGAGGCUAUUCAUGGAAUGUCUAAGUUUGAGUUCUGCUUCAAAAACGGAUGUUGAGAACGAUCUUGAGACUGAUGAUAGAAGUAGUCAGAUAUCUGGAUGUUGUAGUGUUUCAAGUGGUACGAAAAGGGAGCAAUCUAAUAUUUCAGGUUCUUUCAAUAGGUCUCCUAGCAGUAUCCGUUUAAACGAAAAUGCUAGACAGUUAAAGAGUUGUGUGUCCGAUGCUGCAAAACAUGGUCCCAAAAGUAGGGUAACGUUGUUGUAUGCUCCUCCUACAACAGUUGGAGGCCGUGCUUUAGCUUUACAUUAUGCAAAUGUGAUUAUUGUCAUAGAAAAGCUGCUCCAGUAUCCACAUCUGGUAGGCGACGAAGGGAGGGAUGAUCUAUAUCAGAUGUUACCGACAAGCUUAAGAAAGACUUUGAAGUCUAGUCUGAGAUCAUAUAUGAAAGGUUUAGCCAUAUAUGACGCGCCUCUUGCCCACGAUUGGAAAGAUAGGCUUGAAGAGUUACUCAAAUGGCUCGCGCCUUUAGCACAUAAUAUGAUCAGGUGGCAAAGCGAGCGAAAUUUUGAGCAGCAACAGAUUGUUAAGAGAACUAAUGUUCUCCUUCUUCAGACAUUAUAUUUUGCUGAUUGUCAGAAGAUGGAGGCAGUAAUUUGCGAGCUGCUUGUUGGAUUAAACUACAUUUGCCGGUUUGAGCAACAACAAAACGCUUUACUGGACUGCGCGAGCAGCAUUGAUUUUGAAGAUUGUAUGGAGUGGCAAAUGCAAUUUGGAACUUCUUUUCAUUCUUGAUCAUUUGAAUUGGUUCACUUAGUGUGGUAAUUUUUUUUAAUUUGAUGCAUUUGUAUGAUAGAUUAGAAUAUAUUUCGACGCGAUAUCAACAUCAGAGAUCCAGACAUUAAAGAUGUCUGGUUCUCUGGUGUUGAUUUAAAUAUUUCAUUGCAAGUUGUUGAACAGCAAGGACUUCAAAAAAGUACAUAUUAUGCACCUCCAUUUAAUUGCAGUUAAUUUUUGUAUGUUCUUCAUCUUCAGAAUAGACUUCUUUAUUUGUUAUCCA
This is a messenger RNA of Nicotiana attenuata, 2447 nucleotides long. RefSeq lists its product as uncharacterized. NCBI's taxonomy places the organism in Eukaryota, Viridiplantae, Streptophyta, Magnoliopsida, Solanales, Solanaceae. The coding region runs from base 344 to 2182 and encodes 612 amino acids. Gene Ontology annotation, biological process: positive regulation of growth. The transcript has a single exon. The record is from RefSeq and is a predicted model, not a curated record.